Molecule: messenger RNA, 11148 nt
Organism: Coregonus sp. 'balchen'
Lineage: Eukaryota; Metazoa; Chordata; Actinopteri; Salmoniformes; Salmonidae
Source: the annotation of a GenBank genome assembly
AUGUACUCUUCACUAGAGGGUGACAUUAAAACAGGACUCCUGCAGGACCCACAGGACACACUCUUCUCACACAAUGCCUCUCCCAUAUGUCUUAUAGGGCAUCUGGAGGUGGUGAAGCUGCUAGUGUCUCGGAGUGCAAACAAGGGCUGCAAGGACAAGCAGGGCUACACCCCUCUGCACGCUGCAGCUGCCAGCGGACACAUUGACAUCGUCAAGUACCUUCUGAGGCUCGGGGCAGAGGUGAGUGUGGAGUUCAAGUGGGUAAACGGACUCUCAAGAUAGCCAUAGCAAGUAAUACUUGUUACGAACCAUAGUCUGAUGAACCAUAGUCAUGAUCAGAAGAGCCAGAGGAUUAUCUCUGAUUACAAUGAAAUUAUGUUUCAUCUUCUUAUUUUUGGACCUUUUGUUGCUUAGCUAACUCCUCAUGUCUUGUGUGUUGGUGCUCUUUUAGCUGGAUGAGCCCAAUGCCUUUGGGAACACUGCGCUGCAUGUGGCCUGCUACACAGGCCAGGAGGCUGUGGCCAACGAGCUGGUGAACCACGGAGCUAACGUCAACCAGCCCAACAGGAGUGGCUACACCCCACUGCACCUGGCCGCUGUAUCCACCAACGGGGCCCUCUGCUUGGAGCUGCUGGUCAACAACGGGGCUGACGUUAACCAGCAGGUUUGGGGCCCAAUUCUAUUAAAAAAGGGUCUCUGAGUACGAUUGCUGAUCUCAGAUCCCUUCCCUCCUGUCCAGAUAAUCAAAUUCAUUAUGCUCUAAAAGGCUUAACUCAUCCUAGUUCCGUACUCCUUCUUUAAGACUAACUAAUGCCAUCCCUAGCAGCAUUUCACCCUGAACGGUUGUUUUAUUGUGUGGUGAUUUUAAAGGAUCAUUUGUUGUCUGCAAGACUAGUAAGACAUCAUUUUUUUUUUCAUCUCCAGAGUAAAGAAGGGAAGAGCCCCCUGCACAUGGCAGCCAUUCACGGACGCUUUACCCGCUCUCAGAUCCUCAUCCAAAACGGUAACCAUGACAACCCCUCUGACUGACCUGUGAGGAUGCUUUAAAUGACUCUUGUCCCACUGGUUCUCUAUUCAUUCUUCUCUUCCUGUUGGUUUGUUUUUCCCAGGUGGAGAGAUUGACAGUGUGGAUAAAUAUGGCAAUACCCCCCUCCAUGUUGCUGCUAAAUACGGUCAUGAGCUGCUGAUCAGCACUCUGAUGACCAACGGUGCAGAUACUGCCAGACAAGGGAUUCAUGGGAUGUUCCCGCUGCACCUGGCUGUGCUCUAUGGGUUUUCAGACUGUUGUCGCAAGCUACUCUCCUCUGGUUGGUACUUAUAUACAUUAUAUCAUUCAUUCACACCUGUUGGAUUUUAUUUCACAAGGUCUAUACACUGGAGGAGCUGUGACUGACAAGUGUCAUGGGUUGGAUGUUAUUUCUAGUUGCCUCUUCUCCCCUCAGGUCAGCUGUACAGUAUUGUUUCAUCAAUGAGUAAGGAGCACGUUCUAUCAGCCGGGUUUGACAUAAACAUCCCAGACAACUUUGGAAGGACCUGUCUACACGCUGCUGCCUCUGGAGGGUAAGACACAGAAUCGCACUCCAAAACUGGACCUAUUCUGAACCAUUGUAUUGGUUAAUACAAUCUAAUGAGUCAGUCAUUCUCAUCAUGGUAUUCCUCACUUCUCCUCUUCUGACAGAAAUGUUGAAUGUCUGAACAUGCUCUUAAGCAGUGGUACCGACUUGAAUCAGAGGGACAAGUCAGGAAGGUGAGUUUUUGCCACUGAUUAUUUGCUUUCUGUUUAUACUCAUGCUGGUGUGGGUAUGCGAUAAUGUUCGGUGGAAAAGUCAGUGAUUUAAGGUUGUUGGUUCACUGUAAAAGCUUUGGGACAACGGCUGAUGUAAAUAGUGCUUUAUAAAUGCAUUUGAUUAAUGGACUGAUAAUGAUUCUGUGGACCUUCUCUCUCUCUCUCUCGCUCAGGACUCCGUUGCAUUAUGCAGCUGCUAAUGGGAGGUACCAGUGCACCGUGACCUUAGUGAGCGCUGGCGCUGAGGUCAACGAGCCUGACCGUACAGGCUGUACUCCGCUGCACUACUCUGCUGCCUCCCAGGCCUUCUGCAGGUAGGAACUCACGCUUGCACUCCAUCGCAACAUACACUGACACAUGACAACACGCGUUCAGGAAACAUGGCUAUGUGUUGAAUUUGUCAUUAAAUGUGUUAAUUCUGCACUUCCAGAAUGGACCGACAUUUCCCUGGGACUCUUCAAAGGGAGGAGGAUGGAGCGAAGGAGUCCUAUUUGUGAGUUUGCAACCAUUUUAUUUUGUAUAGCGUCUACAGUCCAGAAUAAUAUAUAAAAAAAAAAAAAAUGCUAAUUCAAGAUCUGCUUAAAGGACUCCAAAGAGAUUUUGUUUAUUUCAUGACAACUACUUGACUGUUGUUGCUUUUUUCUGUCUUUGUAAGUAGUUGCUUGGAGCAUCUGUUGGACAACGGUGCCGACCCAUCCCUGGUCAACUCUAAAGGUUACAGUGCUGUUCACUAUGCUGCUUCCCACGGCAACAAGCAGAACCUUGAACUGGUGAGUCCUUCUGUUUGUGUUCAAUACCCUACCAAGCUAAACAGGUGAAUUGUUUUUCAUCAUGACCUUGCUGUGUGUGUGGACAGUAAUGCAUCAUGACUGUUCUUUUAGCUCCUGGAAAUGUCGUUUAACGCAUUGGGAGACAUUGAGAGCAGUAUUCCAGUGAGUCCAUUGCAUUUAGCUGUAAGUGCGCCUUUCCUAAAAUCCUCUCUGAUACAUCAUAGCUUGAGACUGAGUAUGUGUGGAGAAGAUGCCAUGUUCAUAUAGAUUAGCCAAAAACAUGACUGUUCCCUGUUGUAUCCCAUCUCCUCUCCCCCUUCAGGCUGAUAAUGGCCACUGGCAGGCGCUGCGUGUGCUGACGGAGACUGCUGCAUACGUGGACGUGCAGGAUGCUUCGGGCCGCUCUGUGCUUUACCUGGCCUCCCAGAGAGGUUACGCUCGCUGUGUAGAGGUCCUGCUGGCCCAGGGGGCCUCCUGCCUCCUCAACGAGAACAGACACAUGUGGACCCCUCUACAUGUCGCAGGUACGGAUCACUCCAUGCCUCUCUAACCCCCCCCUCCUCCUAGAAUUGGAUGUGGGAUGCAUUUUUGCAAAGCAUGCUAAUCAAAUUAGUUUGUUUAUUUGCCAGGUGUAAUGAAUACAUUGGAUAUCUUACUUGCAAGCAUGUGUUGCUGCGUAUUGUUCGAUAUUGUCUGUUUUAGGUACUACAGUGCCUUGCAACAGUAUUCAUCCUCCUUGGUGUUUUUCCUAUUUUGUUGCAUUACAACCUGUAAUUUAAAUGGAUUUUUAUUUGGAUUUUAUGUAAUGGACAUACACAAAAUAGUCAAAAUUGGUGAAGUGAAAUGAAAAAAAUAACUUGUUUAAAAAAAUUCUAAAAAAUAAAUAACGGAAAAGUGGUGCAUGCAUACAGUGGGGAGAACAAGUAUUUGAUACACUGCCGAUUUUGCAGGUUUUCCUACUUACAAAGCAUGUAGAGGUCUGUCAUUUUUAUCAUAGGUACACUUAAACUGUGAGAGACGGAAUCUAAAACAACAAUCCAGAAAAUCACAUUGUAUGAUUUUUAAGUAAUUCAUUUGCAUUUUAUUGCAUGACAUAAGUAUUUGAUCACCUACCAACCAGUAAGAAUUCCGGCUCUCACAGACCUGUUAGUUUUUCUUUAAGAAGCCCUCCUGUUCUCCACUCAUUACCUGUAUUAACUGCACCUGUUUGAACUCGUUACCUGUAUAAAAGACACCUGUCCACACACUCAAUCAAACAGACUCCAACCUCUCCACAAUGGCCAAGACCAGAGAGCUGUGUAAGGACAUCAGGGAUAAAAUUGUAGACCUGCACAAGGCUGGGAUGGGCUACAGGACAAUAGGCAAGCAGCUUGGUGAGAAGGCAACAACUGUUGGCGCAAUUAUUAGAAAAUGGAAGAAGUUCAAGAUGACAGUCAAUCACCCUCGGUCUGGGGCUCCAUGCAAGAUCUCACCUUCAAUGAUCAUGAGGAAGGUGAGGGAUCAGCCCAGAACUACACGGCAGGACCUGGUCAAUGACCUGAAGAGAGCUGGGACCACAGUCUCAAAGAAAACCAUUAGUAACACACUACGCCGUCAUGGAUUAAAAUCCUGCAGCGCACGCAAGGUCCCCCUGCUCAAGCCAGCGCAUGUCCAGGCCCGUCUGAAGUUUGCCAAUGACCAUCUGGAUGAUCCAGAGGAGGAAUGGGAGAAGGUCAUGUGGUCUGAUGAGACAAAAAUAGAGCUUUUUGGUCUAAACUCCACUCGCCAUGUUUGGAGGAAGAAGAAGGAUGAGUACAACCCCAAGAACACCAUCCCAACUGUGAAGCAUGGAGGUGGAAACAUCAUUCUUUGGGGAUGCUUUUCUGCAAAGGGGACAGGACGACUGCACCGUAUUGAGGGGAGGAUGGAUGGGGCCAUGUAUCAUGAGAUCUUGGCCAACAACCUCCUUCCCUCAGUAAGAGCAUUGAAGAUGGGUCGUGGCUGGGUCUUCCAGCAUGACAACGACCCGAAACACACAGCCAGGGCAACUAAGGAGUGGCUCCGUAAGAAGCAUCUCAAGCUCCUGGAGUGGCCUAGCCAGUCUCCAGACCUGAACCCAAUAGAAAAUCUUUGGAGGGAGCUCAAAGUCCGUAUUGCCCAGCGACAGCCCUGAAACCUGAAGGAUCUGGAGAAGGUCUGUAUGGAGGAGUGGGCCAAAAUCCCUGCUGCAGUGUGUGAAAACCUGGUCAAGACCUACAGGAAACGUAUGAUCUCUGUAAUUGCAAACAAAGGUUUCUGUACCAAAUAUUAAGUUCUGCUUUUCUGAUCAAAUACUUAUGUCAUGCAAUAAAAUGCAAAUUAAUUAUUUAAAAUCAUACAAUGUGAUUUUCUGGAUUUUUGUUUUAGAUUCCGUCUCUCACAGUUGAAGUGUACCUAUGAUAAAAAUGACAGACCUCUACAUGCUUUGUAAGUAGGAAAACCUGCAAAAUCGGCAGUGUAUCAAAUACUUGUUCUCCCCACUGUAUACACACACAAAAGGCAUGUGGGAGACUCCCCAAACAUAUGGAAGAAGGUUACUCUGGUCAGAUGAGACUAAAAUUGAGCUUUUUGGCCAUCAAGGAAAACACCAUGUCUGGCGCAAACCCAACACCUCUCAUCACCCCGAGAACACCAUCCCCACAGUGAAGCAUGGUGGUGGAAGCAUCAUGCUGUGGGGAUGUUUUUCAUCGGCAGGGACUGGGAAACUGGUCAGAAUUGAAGGAAUGAUGGAUGGCGCUAAAUACAGGGAAACCUGUUUCAGUCUUCCGGAGAUUUGAGACUGGGACGGAGGUUCACCUUCCAGCAGGACAAUGAACCUAAGCAUACUGCUAAAGCAACACUUGAGUGGUUUAAGGGGAAACAUUUAAAUGUCUUGGAAUGUCCUAGUCAAAGCCCAGACCUCAAUCCAAUUGAGAAUCUGUGGUAUGACUUAAAGAUUGCUGUACACCAGCAGAACCCAUCCAACUUGAAGGAGCUGGAGCAGUUUUGCCUUGAAGAAUGGGCAAAAAUCCCAGUGGCUAGAUGUGCCAAGCUUAUAGAGACAUACCCCAAGAGACUUGCAGCUGUAAUGUACGCUCAAGUUUUCUGUUUUUUUGUCUUAUUCUUGUUUGUUUCACACAAAAAAAUAUUUUGCAUCUUCAAAGUGGUAGGCAUGUUGUGUAAAUCAAAUGAUACAAACCCUCAAAAAAUCCAUUUUAAUUCCAGGUUGUAAGGCAACAAAAUAGGAAAAAUGCCAAGGGGGUUGAGUGCUUUCGCAAGCCACUGUACGUAAUAGGUUAAAACAAAAGCAGUCAAGAUUGAAUGUGUAAUUAAAUUAUAUUUGUCAUUUCAUAUCAGCUGCCAACGGCCACACUGAAUGUCUGCAAAUGCUGGUGGACAGUGGGGAGGAGGCAGACCUUACCAACAUCACAGACACACAGGAACAGUGAGUGGUCUGUUUCUCACUGCCUGCCGGGAAGCUUUGUUGACGUUCUCUUUGGUUGCGAUGUCAAUUAUUAUGUUAUUUAUUUUUAGUAUAGAUCCAGAGUCAAGAGUACUGUUUAGGCUGUUUACUGAAGAUUUGCAGAAUCACACGUUCUGCCUGCUAGGAAGCGUUAUUGUUGACGUCGGCUUUUAUUUUAAUUUAAAUGACUGUGUGGGGUCCUCCUCCUCAGGACUCCUCUGAUGCUGGCCAUCCUGGGUGGCCAUACAGACUGUGUCCACCUGCUGUUGGAGAAGGGGGCCUGGCCUGACGCCAAAGACAAGAGGGGCAGCACUGCCCUGCACAGAGGGGUGAGUCAAACUCCUAUAGGCUUUUCACACUACUGAGCGAAAAAGUACUGGGCUGGUUACUCAUCCAUUACACUUACUGAAACUGUGUCAUAUUGUACGGCCCUACACCUAGUCUGGCUGGUUCAGUUAUGUGAUAGAGAGGAACACUAACAUUAGUUUAGUAAAGGAACACUACAGCAUUAGUUUGAAAGAAUUAUUAAAGCACAGUAAAAGUUUAGGAAAUCUAGCUGUGAAAAGAACAGCAUCUUCCUCCCUGUGUGUCCCUGUCCUGUAGGCUGUGUUAGGCCGUGACGACUGUGUCACAGCCAUGCUGGACCACAAGGCAUCUGCACUGUGUCGGGACGGCCAGGGUCGUACCCCCCUGCACUACGCUGCCUCCCGCGGCCACACUGACAUCCUCGCCAGUCUGCUGCGUGCCGCCAUGCGCUCCAACCCUCUGGACUCCCUAUUGGACCAGGAAGAGUACACGCCAUCACACUGGGCUGCUUACCAAGGUCAGCAUUCAGUAAGGGUGUACAGUGCCUUUCGAAAGUAUUCAUACCCGUUGACUUAUUCCACAUUUUGUUGUGUUACAGCCUGAAUUCAAAAUGGAUUAAGUUGAUUUUACACACAAUAACCCAUAAUGACAAAGUGAAAACAUGUUUUUUGAAUUUCUAGCGAAUGUAUUGAAAAAGAAAUACAGAUGUAUCUAAUUUACGUAAGUAUUCAAACCCCUAAGUCAAUUCAUGUAAGAAUCACCUUUGGCAGCGAUAAUAACUGAGUUGUUUUGGGUAAGUGUCUUAACAGCUUUGCACACCUGGAUUGUACAAUAUUCCUUCUUUUCACUCUGUCGUUUAGGUUAGUAUUGUGGAGUAACUACAAGGUUGUUGAUCCAUCCUCAGUUUUCUCCUAUCACAGCCAUUAAACUCUAACAGUUUUUUAAAGUCACCAUUGGCCUCAUGGUGAAAUCCCUAAGCGGUUUCCUUCCUCUCUGCCAAUUUAGUUAGGAAGGACGCUUGUAUCUUUGUAGUGACUGGGUGUAUUGAUACACCAUCCAAAGUGUAAUUAACUUCACCAUGCUCAAAGGGGAUUCAAUAUCUGCUUUUAAAAAACAUUUACCCAUCAACCAAUAGGUGCCCUUUUUUGCGAGGCAUUGGAAAACCUCCCUGGUCUUUGUGGUUGAAUCUGUUUUGAAAUUCACUACUCGACUGAGAGUCCAUGUGACUUAUUAAGCAAAUUAUUACUCUUGAACUUAUUUAGGCUUGCCAUAACGAAGGGGCUGAAUACUUAUUGACUCAAGACGUUUCAGCUUUUAAUUUUUUUCUUAUUUGUUAAAAACAAUUCUAAAAACAUAGUUCCACUUUGACAUUAUGGGGUAUUUAUUGUGUGUAGACCAGUGACACACAAGCUCAUUUUAAAUGCAGGCUGUAACACAACAAAAUCUGAAGGCACUGCAUAUGAAAUGUACGUAUAAAUAGAAUGUGAUGAGAAACCUAUUUCCGUUUUGUAGUGUGACUGUUCGUUAUCCAAAUGAAAUGGCUACCAGUAUGCAACUUUGAAACACACUUUUCUUCUUUCUCCUAUAAGGGCAUGAAGACUGUUUGGAGGUUUUACUUGAACACAAAACUUGUAGUAUCCAGGAGGGAAACUCCUUUACCCCAUUGCACUGUGCUCUGUGAGUGUUCUCUAAUCAAUGUUUUAAACAUGGUUAUACAGGUAACUGCCAAAAGAAGGGAAAACUUGAGUAAAUGAGGGAUACAAAGUAUAUUGAAAACAGGUGCUUCCACACAGGUGUAGUUCCUGAGUUAAUUAAGCAAUUAACAUCCCAUCAUGCUUAGGGUCAUGUAUAAAAUGCUAGGCAGGCCAUUCUUUUCAAGUAUCGGUAACUGCAUACGUGGAGUGUCUAAGUGGGCGUUGCAAAACAAGUGGGAGGAUAAAUACCAGUGGGUGUGUCAACCUUACAGCUAAUUGGGCAGGUUGGUUGUCCCUCAAGACUGUUUUACGUGGCUGCUUCCUUGUUGCAUUUUAGCUAGGCAGGUUAGGAUCAUUAACGUGGCAGGUUAGGAUAACUAACAUAGCAGGUUAGGAGAAUUGACGUGGCAGGUUAGGAGAAUGAGGAUAAGGUUGGGAAAAGGGUUAGGCUUAGCUAAAAUGCUACAAGGAAGCAGAAGGCAGCCACACAACUGUAUUGAGUGACAACCAAUCUUCCCAAUUAGCUGUUAGGUUUCCAUACACCCACUUGUGUUGAUCCUCUCACUUUCAGACAGACUCUACGUAUGUUACCCAUGACUCAUUAUUUUGUCUACCAUGGCUAUGCCUCACUAGGGUGACAAUGACCCCAUCCACAGGGCAUGAGUGGUCACUGAAUGGUUUGAUGAGCAUGAAAAUGACAAACCAUAUGCAUGGCCGUCUGUCACCAGAUCUCAACCCAAUUGAAUACUUAUGGGAGAUUCUGGAGCGGCGCCUGAGACAGCGUUUUCCACCACCAUUAACAAAACACAAAAUUAUGGAAUUUCUCGUGGAAGAAUGGUGUUGCGUCCCUCCAAUAGAGUUCCAGACACUUGUAGAAUCUAUGCCAAGGCGCAUUGAAGCUGUUCUCGCGGCUCGUGGUGGCCCAACGCCCAAUUAAGACACUUUAUGUUGGUGUUUCCUUUAUUUUGUCAGUUACCUGUACAUUAUUACGACAAUGUCUGUAAAACAGUGUUUGGGAAAGGAUCAUUGAUAAUGGGUUUGAUGUUUUAUCACUAAUGUGGUCAUGUUUCCUAUGAGUUGGUGGUUAUCUUUGAUUUAUGUGACAUUGCAGAAUGAAUGGCCAUAGUGGAGCUGCAGAGAUGCUGUUGGAAUCUGCUGGCAUACAGAUGGUUAACACCAGGGAUACUAAAGAAAGGUAGGUCUAUUGAGAGCAAGGUGCCAUUAUCUUACUAAAUGUUUACUUGGGUGUCUCCUGUGUCAUUGGUAUGCCUUUAAAGCUGGACCUCUGCACUUAAUGUGUUUCAUCCAGUUUUAACUUCUGUUUCAUUGUAAUGCAAUACUGAGCUCACCAAUGUUGGGCUGUCUCUCUGUGCCUGUAGGACCCCUCUUCACGCCGCAGCGUGUGCUGAGGAUGUGGCGGGGCUGCAGCUUGUCCUACGCCACGGAGCUGAGAUCAACGCCGUGGACCACACCGGACGCUCUGCUCUCAUGGUCGCCGCCGACAACGGACAGAGUGGCACCGUGGGUAAGUCUACAGAGCACCUUUUCAUUGAUGUUUUGCAAAAGGAUAAGAGUUCAGCAUGUUCUCUCCCUUCAUCUAAGUCCUAUGAAGAACAAUGAACUAACACUUGAUUGGAGUGAAUGCAUUAUCUGUUGGGAUGAAUCCUGUGUAAUUUCCAGCUAUCCUCCUGCACCGAGCCAAGGCUGACCUUACACUGCUGGACGACAAUGGAAAUACUGCCCUGCAUCUGGCCUGCAGCAAGGUAAGGUAACUCCUCACAACAUCAUCAGCGCCUCUCUCAUGUCCUGAGAUGAAGGAACAAGUGCAUGUAUUGAUGAUGAUGGUUAAUGUAAGCAUGUUUUUGUAUCUGUAUCACAGGCUCAUGAGAUGUGUGCCCUGCUGAUUCUGGGGGAGAUCCAUAACCCUACCCUCAUCAAUGCAACCAACGCUGCACUGCAAAUGCCGCUGCAUCUAGCAGCACGCAACGGUCUGGCCACUGUGGUCCAGGCACUGCUGAGUCGAGGAGCCACAGUGCUGGCAGUGGAUGAGGAGGGUAAGAGAGACACUAUUCCACUUUAUCCUUUCCCCAAACCUCAUCUUCAUUUUAACAUCUUAAAGUCCUACACCGUGUAGCCUAAUGCUAUGGGCUUGGGCUCGAGAAAUGAUUUGUAAUUGAUUUCAGAUUUUUUUGUUACUUACUUAAUGUAAAACUUUUUAUUUGCUUCAAUCACUGAACACAACAGGUGCUUAUUAUAGACUGGCUUCUAUUUGAGCCAGGCGUCUAUUUCCUUAAUGCAUAGUUAAUUCGAGCAUUUUAAUAAAUUGUUUUAUUUACUGUACUAAUGUGUUAUCAUUUACACGCUGUCCCAUUUUAUAUUGUCUUAGAAUGCCUCUAAAAAAUAUAAAAAACACUUUUCGCAUUUUCAGCAGUUCUUACUUUUUGGCUGAUUUUUCUAGGGGUCUGUACUCCCGAAGUUGUUGACUGUUUGUGUUUGCCAGUUAGCUAGCUGUUCUCAGCUGUUAGCAGCCAAUGGCUAGCAGUUUCUUACUGGCGAUAGAAAAGCAUGAUUGCUAUCAUUUGUUUGAGUCAUUACUGAAUUAUUUAAUGUAACAAAUCAAACAUUAAACCUCGUAAACAAUUUAUUUAGACCCAACUUUUAUUUAAAAUAGGCGUUUAUUUGCUGAAAUGUGCCGUUGCCAGGCAAUUAAAAGGGACAGGCGGCUAUUUGACACAGCGUUUAAUUGAAGUUUUACGGUUCUUACUUAUUUAGGUAUUUUAAUCUUCCUUGAGCAUAGGCCAUAGACAACAGCUUUCCAGUGUAUCCAGUCUGAUUGUGCGUUUAUGUUGUCGACAAGGCCACACUCCAGCCCUGGCCUGCGCCCCCAACAAGGAUGUAGCUGACUGCCUGGCUCUGAUCCUCUCCACCAUGAAGCCUUUCCCUCCUCUGGACCCUUCCUCCUGCCCCUGCUCCUCUUCCUCCGUCUCUGUCUCCCCCGGUCUCAACCUACUGAAGCAUUGCGGCAUCACCGCUGCCUGCACGCCGCUGCCCAACGGAGGCCUCCACCAUCACCACGGCUACGUCAAGGACCGCCAUGCCGCUGUCGGCCUGGACGGGUGCCUUUCUGAGUGA